Elephantulus edwardii (Cape elephant shrew) is the source of this 1377-nucleotide messenger RNA. RefSeq names its product bone morphogenetic protein 10 (gene BMP10). Gene Ontology annotation, molecular function: cytokine activity; growth factor activity. Gene Ontology annotation, cellular component: extracellular region. The transcript has 2 exons. The coding region runs from base 17 to 1285 and encodes 422 amino acids. The record is from RefSeq and is a predicted model, not a curated record. NCBI's taxonomy places the organism in Eukaryota, Metazoa, Chordata, Mammalia, Macroscelidea, Macroscelididae. Gene Ontology annotation, biological process: BMP signaling pathway; SMAD protein signal transduction.
GGGUUCGAAUAGAGUCAUGGUUUCUCCAGUGCUGGGGCUGUGUACUUUCUACUGCCUACUGGUUCACUGGGUUUUUGGCAGUCCCAUCAUGAACCUGGAACCUCUGGAAGAAGACAUGCCACUCUUUGAUGAUGUCUUUUCAGAACAAGAUGGUAUUGACUUUAACACACUGCUGCAGAGCAUGAAAAAUGAGUUUCUCAAAACAUUGAACCUGUCUGAUAUCCCUCUGGAAGACUCAGUCAAGGUUGACCCACCAGAGUACAUGUUGGAACUCUACAACAAAUUUGCAACAGAUCGAACCUCUAUGCCAUCUGCCAACAUCAUUAGGAGUUUCAAAAAUGAAGAUCUGUUCUCCCAACCAGUCAGUUUUAAUGGGCUCCGGAAAUAUCCUCUCCUCUUCAACGUGUCCAUCCCUCACCAUGAAGAGGUUAUCAUGGCUGAACUUAGGUUGUAUACGCUAGUGCAAAGAGAUCGCCUGAUGUAUGAAGGAGUGGACCGGAAAAUUACCAUUUUUGAAGUACUAGAGAGCAAAGACGAGAGAGACAAUGAAAGAAACAUGUUGAUUUUGGUGUCUGAGAAGAUCUACGGAACCAACAAUGAGUGGGAGACUUUUGAUGUCACAGAUGCCAUCAAACGCUGGCAAAAAUUAGGUUCAUCCACCCACCAGCUGGAAGUCCACAUUGAGAGCAGACAUGAAGAAGCUGAGGGUCCUGACAGGGGACAACUAGAAAUAGAUACCAGUGCCCAUAAUAAGCAUGUACCUUUGCUGGUUGUGUUUUCUGAUGAUCAAAGCAGUGACAAGGAACAUAAGGAGGAAUUGAAUGAAAUGAUUUCUCAUGAGCAAUUUAUGGAACUGGACAACUUAGGCCUGGAUGAUUUCUCCAGUGGCCCUGGGGAAGAGGCUUUACUGCAGAUGAGGUCAAAUAUCAUUUAUGAUUCCACUUCCCGAAUCAGAAGGAAUGCCAAAGGGAACUACUGCAAAAGGACCUCCCUCUAUAUUGACUUCAAGGAGAUUGGGUGGGAUUCCUGGAUCAUCGCUCCACCUGGAUAUGAAGCCUAUGAAUGCCGUGGUGUUUGUAACUAUCCUCUAGCAGAACACCUCACACCCACAAAACAUGCAAUCAUCCAGGCUUUGGUUCACCUCAAAAAUUCCCAGAAGGCUUCCAAAGCCUGCUGUGUACCCACAAAGCUGGAACCCAUAUCCAUCCUCUAUUUAGACAAGGGCGUUGUCACCUACAAGUUUAAAUAUGAAGGCAUGGCAGUCUCUGAGUGUGGCUGUAGAUAGGAGUUCCGAGGCUUAUUUAACAACUGUAAAUGUGUAUAUUGUGUUACUAUUUAAUGAGAUUAUUUAUGAGGGUGUACAGAAAAUACAGGCUU